Molecule: messenger RNA, 819 nt
Organism: Leptonychotes weddellii (Weddell seal)
Lineage: Eukaryota; Metazoa; Chordata; Mammalia; Carnivora; Phocidae
Gene: CIMIP4
Product: ciliary microtubule inner protein 4
Source: RefSeq, a predicted model, not a curated record
AUGGAGCUGGGCCACCGAGCAGGCACAACGACUUUGCCCAGGGCCCAUCUGAACAGCAAGGAAGACCAGCAGGACACGAACCCCUGGAGAACUGCCCCCAGCCCUUUGGACACCUCCAAGUUCAAGUACGAGGCCCCAGUCUCCCCACAGCAGACUCUGUACCGGGGAGGCCGCCGCCUAAGGCAGGUCCACCUGGAGGAGGUCAGGACUCCACCCCCAUCGGUCAUCAGCAGCGACCGUCUGUGCCCGGGGAUGGACCCCCAGCGUGGGUCCCCGAGGAAGGGAGGCUACAGACCCUCCUCGAGGGAGAACAGGGCUUCUUUCCGAGAGGGGGCUCAGCUGAACCAGGGGCUGAAGGAAGGCCCCAACACAGGAGCCCAGGGCCAGAGGAGCAGCAUCAUUCCUGACAACAUUCGUCACAAGUUUGGGAGCAACGUGGUGGACGAGCUGGUCUCUGAGGAGCAGGCUCGAAGGGCCAUCGGUGAGGUCUCUGAGGGCCAGAAGAGGGCAAACUCAUGGCCCAGCAGGACCCAGAGUCCCGUGAAAAUCACCUCCAUCUUCUCAGACUACUAUGAUUUGGGCUACAACAUGCGAUCAAAUUUGUUUCAAGGAGCCCCCGAGGAGACGAAGAGCCUCAUGAGGGCCUCCUACACUCCAGAGGUGAUUGAGAAAUCAGUGAGGGACAUAGAGCACUGGCAUGGCAGGAAGACGGACGAUCUGGGACGGUGGCACCAGAAAAAUGCGAUGAAUAUGAACUUACAGAAAGCAUUGGAUGAGAGAUUUGGAGAAAAGAGCAAAAACAAGAGCUCAAAGUACUAG